Molecule: messenger RNA, 5836 nt
Organism: Frankliniella occidentalis (western flower thrips)
Lineage: Eukaryota; Metazoa; Arthropoda; Insecta; Thysanoptera; Thripidae
Product: tyrosine-protein kinase transmembrane receptor Ror2
Exons: 8
Coding region: 483-2522 (679 amino acids)
Biological process (GO): cell surface receptor protein tyrosine kinase signaling pathway; positive regulation of kinase activity; multicellular organism development
Cellular component (GO): signaling receptor complex
Molecular function (GO): ATP binding; transmembrane receptor protein tyrosine kinase activity; protein binding
Source: RefSeq, a predicted model, not a curated record
UGACACUGAAGUUAAAACGAAUAGCAUAGCAGGCAGUGAGUCGGAAGAUGAAGAUGGCGGUGUGCUCACCAUUCACGACUGGGCCGACUUCUGCUUAUCUUUCGUGACCGGUUGUUAAUUUUUAAUGCAGAUUUCUUUCAUUCUGCUACAUUUUAUGAAUGGAAACUGGAACUUUCUGCACUGUAGAGCUUGUUUUCCAUCAAAUUAAUACGAUUUUUAAAUCGGAAACCCAGUGAAAUAUGUUAAUUUAAUCUCAUGAAUGAACCCCGAAAACGUCAACAGCUCCUUUGGGAGGGAUUGUUUGGUUUGGUUCGUUUUUUGGGAGAAGAAUUAGUCUUGAGUUUUCUUGAGUGCACACAUUUCAAAUCAAACGAAGUCUGUUAGCGUUGUUGAUUUCAAAAAUGUGAUUCUGAUGUUUUGUCUUUAAUCUGACCAAACACAAGUGUUAUCUGGCACUAUACCAUCAUUCAAAAAUAGUCAUCAUGAAGCUUCAUAUAAUAAAUCUUGUAAGCAUUGUCCUAAUUUCGAUGAUUCAACAUGUGGUUCUCGAUACUGUUUCAACAGUGCCCCAACCGUCGGGAUUUUGUGCUCCCUACAAUGGAAAAGUUUGCCGCAAAUAUCUUGCAAAUUCUGAUUGGGUCUGGUACAAUGUAUCCGACAAUGAGAGUCCAGGAUCAGGCUGGCUCAGCGAAAAGAUUGUCCAAAACUUGUGGGAAGAAAUGGACUCAAAGCUUAAAGAGCCAUGUCGGAGUAAUGCGGAGCAACUUCUCUGCACCUUUGCCUUUCCAAAAUGCACAAUGCAAGGUGGACAUCAGGCCCCAUUGCCACUUUGCCGAGAAGACUGCUUGGCUGUCAGUAAAUUAUUCUGCUACAAUGACUGGGCUUUAGUUGAAGACAACAAAUUGACUUUUGAGUCAAGAGGGCCUUUCCGCUUACCAAACUGUGCAGCUCUUCCCUCCCUUUCCAAAGCUAAAUUGGUUGAAAAUUCUACUGUGAGCUCCCCUCCGUACCAGCCUGAGGGCUCAGUUUGCUCUCCAGCAAAUCUCACCGAAAUUAGAAAGGAUGAAAUCACUAUGGAUUGUGUGAAAGGGCGUGGUAGAUUUUAUCUUGGUUUUGUGAAUGUUACAAAGGGUGGUUUGCCCUGCCAGAAGUGGGAUGUACAAGAACCUCAUGAACAUGAUCGCCCUCCAAAUGUCUUUCCUGAAGUACAGAAUGCAGAGAAUUAUUGCCGCAAUGCUGGUGGAGAAGAGCAUGCCCCAUGGUGUUACACAAUGGACCCCAUAGUUCGUUGGCAACAUUGUGAUAUUCCAUUGUGUGAUAACACCACAGACAGUAUCAUACCAGAUGUGGAUAUUUGGGACUUAAAAAUGGAUGAUCUGUUUUCACCUACUUUUAUCACUGUAUUGGCAGUUGUUGGUUUCAUUACAUUGGCUCUCACUCUUUUACUGCUCAUAGCUUGUUCUCGUUUAAUCAAACGUAGGCUUCAAAACGGGUAUACACCACCAGUAAAUCAAGAUCUAAAUAAUAUUGACUUGGACAAGCUGCCAGAUAAUAUGGCUUACCAUCGUACAGGAGCCCAGCUCAAUCCCAAGCUAGAGAAACUAGAAUUCCCUCGAAAUGAUAUUAUUUACAUCAGAGAUCUAGGACAGGGGGCAUUUGGAAGAGUUUUUCAGGCUAAAGCACCAGGGCUAGUGAAGGGUGAAGAAUUCACCCUUGUUGCAAUUAAAAUGCUGAAAGAUGAGGCUUCAGAAGACUUACAGAAAGACUUUGAAAGGGAGGCUUGUCUCCUUGCAGAGUUUGACCACCCUAACAUUGUGAAGUUGUUGGGAGUCUGUGCAAUUGGAAGGCCAAUGUGUUUGCUCUUUGAAUACAUGGGUAGGGGUGAUCUUAAUGAAUUUUUACGAACAUGUUCACCCAGUAAUUAUAUAGUUCGUAGUUCUGAUGGAGAAAGAGAUGUUUUCCGAGAUGUUCAAUUGACUCCAUUGGAUCUGCUAAAGAUAUCAGUCCAGAUUGCUGCAGGCAUGAAAUAUUUAUCUGAGAGAAAAUUUGUUCAUCGUGACCUUGCCACUCGAAACUGCCUCUGUAAUGACCAAAUGGUUGUGAAGAUUGCAGACUUCGGUCUCUCCCAAAAAAUCUAUCUCCAAGAUUACUACAAGGGAAAUGACAAUGAUGCUAUACCCGUCCGUUGGAUGCCAUUAGAAAGUAUCAUGUACAACAAAUACACCAUUGAAUCAGAUGUCUGGGCCUUUGGUGUAUGUUUAUGGGAAAUUUUCUCCUUUGCACUACAGCCAUACUACGGUAUGACACAUGAAGAGGUAGUAAAGUAUAUAAAAGAUGGCCAUGUUUUGCAAUGCCCAGAAAAUACACAUCGCUCAAUUUAUGAACUAAUGCGAGCUUGCUGGAAUCUGAAGCCGGCACUACGUCCUAGUUUUCAUGUUAUAUAUCAAACACUUGAACGUAUCCAUGCGGACAUCCAGCGCUCAUGUAGCUAUGGACACCUUCCACCUCAAGUACACAUAUGAGAACAGCUACCCGAGCGCGUCGGACACUCUUCGCGUAAGGGUUGUGUGCUCAUGUGACAAAUCUUAAAAGAAGCUUGGAUUUAGUGUGUCUCAUUUUUUAUGAUCUCUUUCUUAUGUGUGUUUUUAUUUUUGGCAUUGAUGGAUUUUUACUUUUCACCAUUUAACUUAGGUAUGUUGGUUCAGUGUGGUCUCAAACUGCAGUCCCAUGUUCUUAUGCAUCCUGUUCAAACAAAUUAUGUAGAUUCACAGGUUGCUUUUAUUUUAAAAGGGUCACUAGUGGCUCUUUUUUUACUUUUCUUUUAUUCCAUCUAAGAAUAUAAAAUUCUAUGACUGAAUCAUACAAUGUUUGCAGCGUGUCUGCUUUUUCAAUCAUGUAACUUGCAGCUAUUACUGAUCUCAUUUUAACUUUGCUGACUUAAUACAUAUUUAUCACAUUUGAUUCAUUUUUGACCGCUCUUCCGCUCACUGAUGGUCUUUUAUCUACACUUCCAUUUUUUAUUCCAGGUACUGUCAAUUAAGUUCAAAUGUGAACACUCCAUGUUAUCUUCCAAUAGACAUUCCAAAUAUGUAAUUGUACUCUUUUUGUAUCCUUCAUUUGUGUGUUCAUAAUGUGUCUCAAACCAAGAGAAAAUAAGUUUUGUAAUGUGUUGUGCAGUGUAUUUAUCAAUCUGAUGCAUGUGACUUCCUUAUGGUAUAUAUAGCAUCCCUCCUGUAAUAUGUAAAUGAGUGAACAUAAGUUUAAUUUUUAAAUGCAUUCUUGAAUAGCUAAGGUUUCACAAAGACUAUGUUUAUAAUCCAAAAUGUUACCACAUAUUUUGAAAUAUCAAGUCACUUUUGUGUGCUCAGGAAAGAAAUCUGCGUAUUUAUUCUGCAUGUGAAAGUGUUAGUCUCAAUGCAUGUGUGUGUGCUUCAUUAUGCCUGUAAAUACAUACUGUAUUUGUAAAAGAAACAGAGAAUCCAGCUUUAGAUGCUUUGCCUAUUUAUGUUACUUAUGUAUAUCUUGUAAUCUCUUGUGACAAAUUUGGACACUAUUAGCAGUUGUCCAUGUAAGUAAGUGUAUAAAGAUUGCUUUAAGUGAUUAUUGUAAUGCCAAAAUUGAGCCAAAUGUAUUAGGUCUGUAAGGAGAUUGACCAAAUGUGAGGUCAAGCUAGGUUUAUUUCUUACUUGCCCCCUGUGGUGUUCCACAACUUCUUUUGUUACAAUAUUCUAAAAAUAUAUUUCUUUACUUUUUAUCAUUUGCUAUGUACAAAUAUUUUACUUGAUUGUAUCAAAACAAAUAUAAAUUUUGAAUCAGUGAAUAUAAUACAAUCGGAAAAUACUUGCGGUCUGGAACCUAUUUAGCAAUACUGUGGGUGGAAAUGCGUGUUUUCAUAGUGUUAUAUCUGGGGCAGGUAAGCUGUUGUAUGAAAUAAUAAGUGUAAUCUUGUGGUCUUGUCACUGAGCUGAUGGAACUUAUGGUUAUUGAAAUAUUCCCUGGUGCAUUUUGGUGAUAGAAGUUAAAUUAUUAUUUUGAUUUGUGUUUUAUGUGUUCUGGCCAAGACAUAUACUUUGUUCUGUGAUGUGAUGCUGACUAUCUGUAUUGAAAGUACCAGGAGUUUCCUCAAGAUAUUAGGUGGCCCUUGAAGGCAAGGGAGAAAUUUCCUCCCUCACGUGCACUCUGUUGCAAUGGGAAGGAUUUCCCCCAAGAAAAUCAAUUGUGCACAUGGGCUACUUGAUCAUCUGAUCACAAGGUUAGUGUAUCAAUCAGAAAUUAAUUUUCUUUAUCCUUGCUGUCUUCUUCAUAGAGAACGUUUACAAAUAUUUGGCAAGAUAUGAUUUAGGUUACCCUGCUGAGUACUGGUGACUGUACAAAAAUUUCUUCUCUUUACAUUUUUAUAAGUACUUGGGAUGUUAAGUUGUUUAAGUAAUUUGUGCAUAACAAAUAAACAAUCACAUGGAAUUGUUUGUUGUUUUGAAGUUUGCUAAUGUUGCAUAUCACGUCUGAUUGUUGGUCUUUUCGUUGUUGUUAUUUCUGUUUAGAUUUGCUUUCUAUUUCCGGUGCGAAGCUCUUCAUUCAACUGGGUAAAUAUUCAGUUGUUGUUGCUAUUGUUAUUUGUCUGAAUCAAGCUUUGUUUUUUAUAUGCCUGUUCUUGAACCAAUUGACUGUUUCUGUCAAAAUUUCUAUUUUAUUGCUUUAUGAGCACAAAAACACUAGAUCUCAUGUCAUAAUUCAUAGCAAAUGUUUUCUCCUUUUGUUUGGAAAUGAUUGAUAAUUGCUGUACAUUCUAGGAAGUAUUUGAAAAGCUAACGUUUGUCAUUAUGCUGCUUCUUUUAGACUCUAGACAGUACUUAGCUAUUCUUAGUUCGACUAAAAAAAAAUCAGUAACUUAAAUUUUUGAAAUAAUUCUUGUCUAAGAACUUAAAGGAGCUGUAUCCUAGUGAAUCCUAGUGAAAAGUGACCGGUUUUAAAACUUGCUCAUUCCUUUCAUGGAAAGUCUGCAUCUCCCAAUUUUUGAGACUUAUUAGAAUUACAAAGAAUGCUUCAAAAUUUUGCAUUCAUGAAAGAAGUGUAAUCCUACUUUCAUGGUGUGGUACUCUUUGAGACUGAAGUCUAAACUAUGACUGUGAAGCAGUUUUAUUCCUGAGCUUCCUUUUGCUAAUGAAGACCACUUUUAAUUUGCAUUUAAUUCGCAUUACAGCAGUUAUAUGUAAAGUUGUUUUUUUUCCCCCUUUAAGAAAAGAAUUCUCAGGGCUUUGCACUCUUGGGCUGUAAAGAAGGUAAUCUUCACCAUCUCAAAUAUUCAUAUUGAUGAAGCCAUUAAGUUCUACAUUUCUUCAUAUUGCUGCUGUUUUUGUGUAAUUUUAUUUUCAUUCUUUGAAAAGUACUGGAAGGACAGACAAUAACCUUCAUUGAAGUUAUUGGGACCAAAGAAUUUAACUGUGCGAGCCACCAGCUUUGUCAUCAACGGCUGAGAGUACAUUUGGCAUGGGAAUUUGUGAGGAACUUUUAUGAGUUUUAAAUUGGUGACUAUUGUAAGUUUGAACAUUUGGCUUUCCUAAUUUGUAUGGUGUAUCAAUUGUGUAAUCACAGACUUCUGUUUUGCAAAAUCGUAAAAUUCUCUGUGGUGUGAUUCUACAGUGAUUGUUUUCGCACAGAACUAGUACAUGUGCGUGUACAUAUCCACUUAGUGGAGAUGUGUGUAUAAUGCAUGCAUCCUACUGAUUCAUCCAACCUUUGCUGUCUAGUCAUACUUUCAUGUCAAGUUUCACAUUUUAUCUAAGAAAUAUCGUUUUGUGAUAAUGUUUGUGUUUAUUAAUAAAUCAGUGGGUUUUAA